Brassica napus (rape) is the source of this 471-nucleotide messenger RNA. RefSeq names its product tRNA (guanine-N(7)-)-methyltransferase-like. The record is from RefSeq and is a predicted model, not a curated record. Gene Ontology annotation, biological process: RNA (guanine-N7)-methylation; tRNA methylation. Bases 1 to 471 code for a protein of 156 amino acids. Gene Ontology annotation, cellular component: tRNA methyltransferase complex. Lineage: Eukaryota; Viridiplantae; Streptophyta; Magnoliopsida; Brassicales; Brassicaceae. The transcript is spliced from 3 exons. Gene Ontology annotation, molecular function: tRNA (guanine(46)-N7)-methyltransferase activity.
AUGCAUGUGAGACCGAUCGAGACUUGUAUUGCGCGCGAGAACCAAAUCGAAAUACCGACCGGAACAAAGAACGGUCUUGUCUCUGAGAUCCAAAUCAACAGGCCUUCCUCGGAAGAAUUCUACAGAGCAAGAGCUCAUACAAGAGAUGUUUUUUUUCUUUUUCCCGAUCCGCAUUUCAAGGAGAAGAAUCACAGGAGGAGAGUGAUUAGUACUGAUUUGCUUGAUGAGUAUGCUUACGUUCUUGGAGUUGGUGGGGUUGUUUACACGAUCACUGAUGUUGAGGAGCUUGGUGAGUGGUUGAAGUCUUGCUUAGAGAGGCAUCCGAUGUUUGAGGCUUUGACGCAAGAGGAGCUUGAUUCGGAUCCUGUGGUCGAGCUUCUGUGUAAUGCUACUGAGGAAGGGCAGAAAGUUGCUAGGAAUGGUGGACAGACUUUCAGAGCAGUUUUUAGACGCAUUGCUUGUGUUUCUUGA